Molecule: messenger RNA, 2677 nt
Organism: Arabidopsis thaliana (thale cress)
Lineage: Eukaryota; Viridiplantae; Streptophyta; Magnoliopsida; Brassicales; Brassicaceae
Product: Concanavalin A-like lectin protein kinase family protein
Exons: 1
Coding region: 563-2557 (664 amino acids)
Biological process (GO): cell surface receptor protein serine/threonine kinase signaling pathway; defense response; response to other organism
Cellular component (GO): plasma membrane
Molecular function (GO): protein kinase activity; ATP binding; protein serine kinase activity
Source: RefSeq, marked reviewed
GACUUUCUGAAUGCUAUAAACAUCUUGUACUCCAAGGCCUUUGACAUUCCUUUGGGAGUUACAUGAAAUAUUUCUGCAAGAGGGAAGUAUUUAGCUUGCUUUUGUUUUCUUCAGUUAGCUUUGGAAAAACCAUAGUAGAGCACAAAAUGUUUCUGUAGCAGUCAUAUUUACAUGAUGGUUUUAGAUUAUGCAUAAUGGUUAUCAUGGAGUGUUUAAUUUGAUGACCUUAGAAUAACUAGUGUAAACCGUUAGAUCUUUCUCCGGCUUUACUUAAUUUACAUGACGGAUAAGAUUAUGCAAAAAAUCUGGUAUGAUAAGGUCAUAUUUUGUUAUUUAAUCAUGAAGUCAACUUGGUGAUGCCAAUUUGGGAAUAUAAUUGCAUUGGCUGACAACAUUCUUUAGCAAAUGCUAGGAAAAGUGGAGGAUAUGGAACGUUGAAAAUUGAGUUUGACUUCUUGGCCUCUAAGUUAUUACUAGACUUUGUUUUAUUAGCUCUAGAGAUUGCUUGUUACCAGAAAGAAUAAUUAUUUUCUUAGAAUUCAGUCUCUCUCCUUCCUUAGCAAUGGCUUGUAGACUAUAUUUGGCUUUGAUCUUCUCUUGCGUUUAUCUGAUUUGCCUGUCAAGUCAACAAGAAACCGGGUUUGUCUACAAUGGCUUCGAGCAAGCAGAUCUUUUUAUUGAUGGGAUCGCCAAAAUACUACCUGAUGGGCUUUUGCAGUUGACAAAUACUACAGAGUUGCAAAUGGGUCAUGCUUUCUUCAAGAAGCCGUUUGAUUUUGAUCCAUCUUCAUCACUAUCGUUCUAUACACAUUUUGUGUGUGCGCUUGUGCCUCCUAAGUUGGGAGCUGAUGGUGGCCAUGGGAUUGUCUUUGUUGUAUCUCCUUCCAUUGAUCUCUCUCAUGCAUACGCAACUCAGUACUUGGGGGUCUUCAGCAACUUAACAAAUGGGACUUCCUCUUCACAUCUGCUAGCUAUUGAGCUCGAUACCGUUAAGACAGUAGAGUUUAAUGAGCUGGAGAAGCCUCAUGUUGGUAUUGAUUUGAACAGCCCAAUAUCUGUUGAAUCUGCUCUGCCAUCUUACUUUUCCAACGCUUUGGGGAAGAAUAUAAGCAUAAAUCUUCUUAGUGGGGAGCCUAUACAGGUCUGGGUAGAUUACGAUGGCUCGUUUCUAAAUGUUACACUGGCCCCUAUAGAAAUCAAGAAGCCAAAUCAGCCUCUUAUAUCAAGAGCCAUCAAUCUUUCAGAAAUCUUUCAAGAGAAGAUGUAUGUUGGGUUCUCUUCAUCAACAGGGAAUCUUCUCAGUAACCAUUAUAUACUUGGAUGGAGUUUUAGUAGAAGAAAAGAACAAUUACAGAGCCUGAACCUCUCUACACUUCCUCGGGUUCCUCUUCCUAAAGAGGAAAAAAAGAAAUUAUCUCCAUUACUUAUUGGUUUGGUCAUCUUAUUAGUGAUUCCUGUGGUGAUGGUUCUUGGAGGAGUUUAUUGGUACAGGAGAAAGAAAUAUGCAGAAGUAAAAGAAUGGUGGGAAAAGGAAUACGGCCCACACCGAUUCUCCUAUAAGUCUCUGUACAAAGCAACAAAUGGGUUUCGUAAAGAUUGUCGUGUUGGGAAAGGUGGGUUUGGAGAAGUCUACAAAGGAACUUUGCCCGGAGGCAGGCAUAUAGCUGUGAAAAGACUAUCCCACGAUGCAGAGCAAGGGAUGAAACAGUUUGUGGCAGAAGUUGUAACCAUGGGAAAUUUACAACAUCGGAACUUGGUUCCUCUUCUCGGGUAUUGCAGGAGAAAAUGUGAGUUACUUUUGGUGUCUGAGUACAUGCCCAACGGUAGCCUUGACCAGUACUUGUUUCAUGAGGGAAACCCAUCUCCUUCAUGGUAUCAAAGAAUUUCUAUUCUUAAGGACAUUGCCUCAGCUCUCAGUUACUUGCAUACAGGAACCAAGCAAGUUGUUUUGCACCGGGAUAUAAAAGCUUCUAACGUCAUGUUGGAUUCCGAGUUCAACGGGAGGUUAGGUGAUUUUGGAAUGGCCAAGUUUCACGACCGUGGAACCAACUUAUCUGCAACAGCCGCUGUGGGAACCAUAGGUUACAUGGCACCUGAACUAAUAACAAUGGGCACGUCUAUGAAAACCGAUGUGUAUGCUUUUGGUGCUUUUCUUCUUGAAGUAAUUUGUGGCAGGCGACCAGUGGAACCUGAGCUACCAGUCGGAAAGCAAUAUUUGGUCAAGUGGGUCUAUGAAUGCUGGAAAGAGGCUUGCUUAUUCAAGACCAGAGAUCCAAGAUUGGGAGUAGAAUUCUUACCCGAGGAAGUCGAGAUGGUUCUGAAACUUGGGUUACUCUGCACAAAUGCUAUGCCAGAAUCAAGGCCUGCGAUGGAACAAGUGGUGCAAUACCUUAACCAAGACUUACCCUUACCGAUUUUCUCGCCGUCUACUCCAGGUAUCGGGGCUUUUAUGCCAGUUUCUAUGGAAGCAUUAUCUGCCAUUGGGGUCUCCAGUGUAAGGAACUCAUCAGUUUCUAUGUUUGUUACUCACACAAUCUUGGACGGGCAUGGAAGAUAAGAUCUAAGAAAUUCUAUACUCUAUACUCUUUUACUCUCUGCAUCUAAAUCUGUUUAGCUACGUAAAUGUUUUAACUUAAUGUAUUGACUAUGUUGUUGGUUGAUGUUGUACUCAAACUUC